AGUAGUUUUCGUGGCGCCGGAUCGAGAUUUUUGCUAUCCUUGAGAAGGUGGAUUUUAAGAGGUUAGACGUAGUAUUUGAAUUCGUGGACAGGAAUGAUAAGGACGUUGAAAAGGAGCACGACGUAACUAGCCGCUUAGAUGUAAUUGGUUGCAUCGAAACGUGAGAUAACGCACAGUAACCAGUACUUAGAGAAUGAUGUACGACGAAUCCUUAAAAUUGCUCCUGUUGUUCUCUCUACUUGGCACUUCCUUCAACGCGGCUGGAGUGGAGCUCUCCUUCGAGCUGCCCGACAAUGCUAAGGAGUGCUUUUACCAAGAAAUCGAAAAAAAUGUGUCGUCCACUCUUGAGUUUCAGGUCGUCACGGGUGGACAGUACGACGUCGACGUCAGUUUAGAAAACCCUAACAAAGAGAUCAUUUAUCAGCAAUUCAAAACACAGUUCGAUUCGUACACGUUUCUGCCAACUAUAACGGGAGAGUACAAGGUCUGCUUUAGCAACAAAUUUUCCACGUUUUCGCAUAAACUCAUUUACAUGGAUUUCCAAGUUGGUGAUGAACCUCCACUGCCAGGUCUUGAGGAACGUGUUACGGUAAUGACACAGAUGGAAUCUUCCGCUCAAGAAGUACAUAAAAAUCUAAUUAGCAUACUCGAUUAUCAAACACAUCAUAGGUUACGCGAGGCGCAAGGUCGUAAGAGGGCCGAAGAUCUUAACGAACAGGUGUUAUGGUGGUCAGUUUUAGAAACCAUCACAAUCCUCGUCAUCAGCAUCGGCCAAGUAUUCGUUCUUAAGAACUUUUUCACGGAGCGAAAGCCAUUUUAAAUUUCUCCUGUAAAUAAAUGUUAUAAUCACAUUGAUAUCACGGUUCAAUUUUAAGACGUUCCUUAAUUUAUUUGAUACUUGCAAGAUACCGUGAAAUGAAGAUGCGAACUCGUUCAAUGCUUAUGUCUAUGCUCUUAUGUCAAUAACGAGGCAGGGUGGUAAACUCGUUAAAAGUCAUUGAUGCAAUUGGACUUAUCUCGCGAAUGUGGAGAUAAAAACGAGGAGUUACGCGUUUCCAAAGCGUUGAUACGCCUCUGUUGUAUGAAUAUUUACACAAUUCUUUAUUUAAACUGUACUGAGUGUAUGUAUUUCAUUAUCGGUGCUGCUAAAUAAUGAUGACCCUGAAA
Orussus abietinus is the source of this 1167-nucleotide messenger RNA. RefSeq names its product transmembrane emp24 domain-containing protein 7. The record is from RefSeq and is a predicted model, not a curated record. The coding region runs from base 194 to 820 and encodes 208 amino acids. Gene Ontology annotation, biological process: intracellular protein transport; endoplasmic reticulum to Golgi vesicle-mediated transport; Golgi organization. Lineage: Eukaryota; Metazoa; Arthropoda; Insecta; Hymenoptera; Orussidae. The transcript is spliced from 3 exons. Gene Ontology annotation, cellular component: Golgi apparatus; endoplasmic reticulum-Golgi intermediate compartment; COPII-coated ER to Golgi transport vesicle.